Ziziphus jujuba (common jujube) is the source of this 2274-nucleotide messenger RNA. RefSeq lists its product as uncharacterized. Lineage: Eukaryota; Viridiplantae; Streptophyta; Magnoliopsida; Rosales; Rhamnaceae. The coding region runs from base 79 to 2031 and encodes 650 amino acids. The record is from RefSeq and is a predicted model, not a curated record. The transcript has 2 exons. Gene Ontology annotation, cellular component: nucleolus; 90S preribosome. Gene Ontology annotation, biological process: endonucleolytic cleavage in ITS1 to separate SSU-rRNA from 5.8S rRNA and LSU-rRNA from tricistronic rRNA transcript (SSU-rRNA, 5.8S rRNA, LSU-rRNA).
GUUUUUAUUAUUCAUAAUGAACCGUCCGAAACGCUCUCUAAAAACCCUAACGCUAAAGUUUGUUUGUUUGAGAAAACAAUGGCUCGGAAAUUGUUCGACGGCAGCGACUCCGAUGACGACGACGUAUCGAAGAUCGAAGUGAACAAAGAGUACGCCCGGAGGUUCGAGCAUAACAAGAAGCGCGAGGACCUGCAACGCUACGAGGAGCUGAAGAAGAAGGGCGUCAUAUCGUCGUCGUCCUCCUCUGAAGAUGAAAGCUCCGAUGAGGAAUCAUCAUCAUCUGAAGAAGAAUCCAACCCGUGGUUUCGUCCAGGUAAGAAGAAGGAUUUGGAAUUCGUAAACACUUUAAUCAUGUUAAGGGAGCAGAACCCAGCUCUCAACAAGAAGGAUGUGGAGCUUUUUAAAUCCGACGACGACGACGAAGAAGAAGAGAAAGAGGCGGUUGAGAAGAAGAACAAGAAGGAGAAGGAGAAGAAGAAGAAGGCAAUGUAUUUGAAGGAUGUGACGGCCAAGCAUCUGUUGGAAGAAGGCCCAGAAUUUGAUAAUAAGGAUGACGGUGAUGAUAUUGACCGUGGAAAAAAGAAGAAAACGUACAAUGAGGAACAGGAGGAAAUUCGCAAGGCAUUUCUAGAUGAAGUGGAUGCAAUGGAGGAAGAUGGAGAGGAUGAGUUGUUGAGAGUGAAGAAUAAGGUUGAUGAUGACGAUGAUGACGAUAGUGAUAUUGAGGAGCUUAAGAAGAAAGCUGAUGAGUACUUUGAUGGGGAUGAGAAUUCCAUCUUCUUGAAAAAUUUCAUUUUGAAAAAGUCGUGGCUUCAAAAGGAGGAUAAGGACGAUUUUCAGAUUAAAAAUGAUGAAUCCGACAUACUCGCCGAGGAUGAUAGAAUCGAUACCAUAGAGGAGAGUGAGUACAGGUUUCAGGAAAAUGCUGGUGAUAGGAUUAUUGGGCAUUCCAGGGAAGUGGAAGACUCUGUUAGGAAGAAGGUGAAGGCUAGGAAGGAACAGAGGAAGCGUAAGGAAGAGAGAAUGGAGAUUGCGAAAUUGGAGAGGGAAGAGGAGCUGAGGCAUUUCAAGAAUUUGAAGAAGAAAGAGAUCGAUGAAAGGGUUAAGAAGAUUAUGGAGAGUGCUGGGAUUAGAGAGGAAGAGGUUGUUCCUUUGAGUGCUAAGGAAUUGGAGGAGGAGUUUGAUCCUGAUGAGUAUGAUAGGAUGAUGAAGAAGGCGUUUGGUGAUAAGUACUAUGAGGCAGAGGAUGUUGAUCCUGGGUUUGGUAGUGAUGAGGAUGAUGGCGAGAUUGAAAAACCGGAUUUCGAGAAAGAGGAUGAGUUGCUUGGACUUCCCAAAGGUUGGGAUAGUAGUGGGGAUGGUGAUGGGUUUUUAGCUACAAGGGAAAGAAUUUUAAAGCUGAAUAAUGAUGGUGACCAUGAAGAAGGAGAAGAAGAAGAAGAAGAGGAAGAGGAGGAGGAGGAAGUAAAAGUAGAAGUGAAAGAAGAAGGAAAGCGAAAGAGGAAGCGGAAAACAGCGCUGUUGGAGAAAGCUAAAGAGGCAUUGAUGGAGGAAUAUUAUAAGUUGGAUUACGAGGAUACCAUUGGAGACUUGAAAACAAGGUUCAAGUAUGCCAAAAUAAAGCCUGAUAGAUAUGGGUUGAGCACUGCAGAUAUUUUGCAGACGGAUGAAAAGGAGUUGAAUCAAUUUGUCCCUCUGAAAAAGCUUGCUCCUUAUAAUGAGAAUGAAUGGAAGUUACCCAAGAAGAAGAAAUACCAGAUGAAGAUGAAGAUUGAAGAACUUCGAAUGGGACGGAAAGGAAAUGAUAAGAAUUUUGAUAAGAAGAAGAGAAUAGGGAAUGAUGCUUCUGCAUCAACAUCUUCUAGGGAUGCCACGGAAGAUGAGAAAGCACAAUUAGAAAACACAAAUGGGGAUUUGAGCAAUUUGUCUAGGAAAUCCAGAAGAAAGCAGCGCCAAGCCCAUCUUAAACUAUCACAGUCCAGACUCGCGGCGUAUGGAAAGGUGGCUUCAAAACCCAGCAAGAAAGAAUAGCACUGAACAUCAGCUGUGAAGAGGUUAUUUCCUCUAUUCAUUUGAUUUGCUUGGAACUGGGAGUGUGCCAAGUUUACCAGGAUAGCUUUAUUUGAUCCCAAGGGUAGGGUGGUUUAUUUUAUUUUUUUUGGGUAAUAGAUCGUAAGAGUGGUUUAUGAUUACAGAAGUCGAUCAUAGAUAUACGAGUAGUUUUUUGUUUUUGGUACAAAACUAUGGUUAAGUUGAUUUAGCAUUUUCCAUUUA